Messenger RNA from Penicillium vulpinum, 1488 nucleotides. RefSeq lists its product as uncharacterized. The transcript has 2 exons. NCBI's taxonomy places the organism in Eukaryota, Fungi, Ascomycota, Eurotiomycetes, Eurotiales, Aspergillaceae. Gene Ontology annotation, molecular function: protein binding. The coding region runs from base 1 to 1488 and encodes 495 amino acids. The record is from RefSeq and is a predicted model, not a curated record.
AUGGCUAGACCAUUGAUUUUGCCGUUACAAUGGCGUCAAUUACAUCAAUCUCUCUUUCCAAAAGCCCACACAUUGCGUCACGGCGCGCAAGCUUGCACCGCUCGAGCUGUUAACAACAGCGACAAAACUACAUCGAAACGACUCUUCCACACCACUCAAACUCGAUCAGCUGUUAGGCCUUCUCCCCGAGCACCAUCUGCUCGGAAACAAGAGAGGAGCGGGGUAACACCGAAUGAGUUGAGAACCAAAAACGGUCGUAAUUUAGACCGUGACGGAUUUUGGAAUGGUUAUUGUACUGCCCAUGUUGAACCAAUACUUGCUGAGUUCAAGCAAUUCAAACCCAUAAUUUAUGAGACCUAUCGUCCCUUCCUGCCGCCGAGUCUGAACCUAGCGACGUUCGGGUCCGUGGGUGAACAGUUGAUCAAGCUUGCGUUCUCGCAGCGCCCUUCCGCAAGUCUUGCUCGGAGUAUCUCAAUAGAUGUCGACGCUGUUUAUCGAAUCGCGGUCAUUGUUGGACAGCUUCCAAUGGGCGAAUACGUCCGGCAGUGGGCGUUGACCAGUUGUGCAAAAGCGGGUUCGCGCCGAGCUCUUAUCAUAGUUGUGAACCGGUAUCUCGGCCUUACAGGUGUGGACAUUUACCGGAACAACGAGUACAUAUCGCAGGUGAGAGACUUGGCUCUCAAAGACGAAUUCCCUCAUGCGAUUAUGCUAUAUGCCAAGUUGCUCCUCUGGCGCGGUGAAAAUGCACAAGCCGCCCAGCUUCUGGAGCAGAAGAUUCUGCCAUACCUACAACCUACUACCGUGCCCCCUAGGCACUGGGAGGAUAUAAUGUUACGAGAUCACUUUGAUUCGCCCUGGCGGAUGUACGCUGUUGCUGUUGAGAAGGAACAGGGUCUUCGGGGCAUUCUUAAGACCACGCGCCGAGCCGCCUUGGAGUUCAACGACCCAGUCGCCAUGACUGACUAUGCCAUCUCCGUGUUGGGAACGGAUGAACCCAACAAAUACGAUGUGUACGAGUCGUACAUGGCUGAUGCUGCGCUGGGGGGACACACUCCAGCUUGCUUUUACAUUGCCAAUUUUUAUUAUCGCACCUUCCAAGGCGAAUUUGCGACAGAGGCAGAGAUAUACGCCAAGGAGAUGGAACAGACCAAUGCCACACGCAGCGCCUGGUUGAGACCCUUUGAACCUAUAACAAAAUGGGUUCAUACAUUUUUCAAUCAACCCUUAGAUCGCAAGUCAUACCGCAUGCUUGCGAUAGAUUGGUACGAGCUUGCUUUUGAGAAGGGGAACAAUGAGGCCGGGUAUAUCUUAGCCAUGCUCUUUCGAGAGGAUGGCGAUAUGGAGAAGAGCCGUGAGAUGUACAAGCUUACUGCUAAAAUGGGUCUUCCGACCGCGUUAUCGAGAAAAAGCCUGGUGGAGAUGAAGAAUAAGUGGGAAGAUGAGAGCUUCAACCCUGGUCUACCUCCUAAGCUCUUGAGGAUUAGUUAA